Messenger RNA from Nicotiana attenuata, 333 nucleotides. RefSeq lists its product as uncharacterized. Lineage: Eukaryota; Viridiplantae; Streptophyta; Magnoliopsida; Solanales; Solanaceae. Bases 1 to 333 code for a protein of 110 amino acids. The record is from RefSeq and is a predicted model, not a curated record. The transcript has a single exon.
AUGAACGUUUGUAAUCAAAUUCCUAUUGUAUUGAAUGUUGAAGAAGAUCCAAAGACAUUUCAAGAAGCAAUGUCUUCUGGAGACGCUGCCUUUUGGAAUGAGGCUGUUGAUGAUGAAAUGGACUCAAUUAUAUCCAACAACACUUGGGUUUUAGUUGAUCUUCCUCUUGGAUCAAAGGCUAUAGGUUGUAAGUGGGUCUUUAGGAGAAAGUACAAUACAGAUGGUUUUGUCCAAACCUUCAAAGCAAGAUUAGUUGCAAAAGGUUUCACUCAAAAGGAAGGCAUAGACUAUUUUGAUACAUAUGCUACCCGUUCCAAGAAUAACAUAUAUUAG